This is a messenger RNA of Gavialis gangeticus (Gharial), 1723 nucleotides long. RefSeq names its product coronin 1C (gene CORO1C). Lineage: Eukaryota; Metazoa; Chordata; Crocodylia; Gavialidae. Bases 77 to 1510 code for a protein of 477 amino acids. The record is from RefSeq and is a predicted model, not a curated record. Gene Ontology annotation, molecular function: actin filament binding. The transcript has 11 exons. Gene Ontology annotation, biological process: neural crest cell migration; actin filament organization.
UGUGCGUUUGAGCCAAACGCGCCUGAACGAAGACAUUGGAUUCAGCAGUCUGGAGUCCUUUUGCACUGGUGAAACGAUGGACACCAUGAGGCGAGUGGUACGACAGAGCAAAUUUCGGCACGUGUUUGGCCAAGCCGUGAAAAAUGACCAGUGUUAUGACGACAUCCGGGUUUCCCGCGUCACCUGGGAUAGCUCUUUCUGUGCGGUCAACCCCAAGUUCGUGGCGCUCAUCGUCGAAGCCAGCGGCGGCGGAGCCUUCCUGGUGCUGCCCCUGCACAAGACAGGUAGAAUUGACAAGUCUUACCCAACGGUGUGCGGUCACACGGGACCGGUGCUGGACAUAGACUGGUGUCCUCACAACGAUCAAGUCAUUGCCAGCGGCUCCGAGGACUGCACGGUCAUGGUGUGGCAGAUUCCAGAGAAUGGCCUCACUCUCUCCUUGACGGAGCCCGUGGUGGUGUUAGAAGGCCAUUCGAAAAGAGUUGGCAUCGUGGCCUGGCAUCCGACCGCACGCAACGUGCUGCUCAGUGCAGGUUGCGAUAACGUAGUCAUCAUCUGGAACGUGGGGACGGGCGAACCCCUCAUCAACCUGGACGACAUGCACUCGGACAUGAUUUACAAUGUAAGCUGGAAUCGCAACGGCAGCCUGAUCUGCACAGCUUCCAAGGACAAAAAAGUCCGGGUCAUCGACCCCCGGAAACAAGAAAUCGUUGCUGAGAAAGAUAAGGCCCACGAGGGAGCGCGACCCAUGAGAGCCAUUUUCCUCUCCGACGGCAACAUCUUCACCACCGGCUUCAGCCGCAUGAGCGAGCGGCAGCUUGCCCUGUGGAAUCCAAAAAAUAUGGAAGAGCCCAUCGCCCUUCAUGAAAUGGACACCAGCAACGGGGUGCUGCUGCCCUUCUACGACCCAGACACCAAUAUCAUUUACUUGUGCGGCAAGGGUGACAGCAGCAUUCGCUACUUCGAGAUUACAGAUGAAUCCCCGUACGUCCACUACCUCAAUACCUUCAGCAGCAAAGAGCCGCAGCGAGGGAUGGGGUUCAUGCCAAAGAGGGGCCUUGAUGUGAACAAGUGUGAGAUUGCCAGGUUCUUCAAGCUCCACGAGCGGAAGUGUGAGCCCAUCAUCAUGACGGUCCCUCGAAAGUCGGACCUCUUCCAAGAUGACCUGUAUCCUGACACGGCUGGCCCGGAAGCGGCUCUGGAAGCAGAAGAGUGGUUCGAGGGGAAGAACGCUGAUCCGAUCCUCAUUUCCUUGAAACAUGGGUACAUUCCCGGCAAAAACAGGGACCUCAAGGUGGUUAAGAAGAACAUACUGGACAACAAACCUGCCGCCAACAAGAAGAGCGACCUCAUCACCGCCCCAAAGAAAGCAGUAGACACCUCAAACAUUCAAAAUGAAGCCAAAUUGGACGAGAUUUUGAAAGAGCUCAAAUCUAUAAAAGACACAAUCUCCAAUCAAGAUGAGCGCAUUUCCAAGCUAGAACAGCAGAUGGCGAAGAUUGCAAACUGAGCGCCGGCGGGAGAGAGCAAAGGGAGCAGAACUCAAGCUGUUAGCUGGGUGCAGGGCUGCGGGAGGGCUGGGGGAGGCACUGCCAUUCAAGAAGACAUUCCAUUUCCGAGGUUCGUCGAGCGGCACUGGGCAGCAUUGUGAUACGAACUUUACCAUCCUCCGAAAUUAAGGUCAACGAAAGCCGACGAUUAAAAGCCAAGCUUUUUAGCGAGA